Grus americana (Whooping crane) is the source of this 5952-nucleotide messenger RNA. RefSeq names its product cadherin 22 (gene CDH22). The transcript has 12 exons. Bases 1185 to 3602 code for a protein of 805 amino acids. Gene Ontology annotation, biological process: cell morphogenesis; homophilic cell-cell adhesion; adherens junction organization. Gene Ontology annotation, molecular function: cadherin binding; calcium ion binding. NCBI's taxonomy places the organism in Eukaryota, Metazoa, Chordata, Aves, Gruiformes, Gruidae. The record is from RefSeq and is a predicted model, not a curated record. Gene Ontology annotation, cellular component: catenin complex; plasma membrane; adherens junction.
UGGCGGGGAAGGAGGGAAGGAAGGGAGCGAAGGAAACGAGGGGGAGGAAGGCGGCUCUCGCCGCACAUGCAUCCCCAGCCACACACCCCGCCGCCCGCGCCCCGCCUUGCGCCGUGCCCGCCCGGUGCCGGCAGCCGGCUCCGCUCGCCGCCGGUCGGGGCUCCGCACUGCCCGCCGCGCCGAGGCUGCGAUCCGCUCCGGGCCGGGGCGCCGAGGCUACGAUCCGCUCCGUGCUCGGCUGCCGGGGGUGUGUGGGGGGGGCUCCGCUCCGUGCUCGGCUGCCGGGGCGCUCCGCUCCGUGCUCGGCUACCGGGGCGAACCGCUCCGUGGUCUGCUGCCGGGGCGCUCCGCUCCGUGCCGGUGCGCCGCGCCGCCCGGGUGCCGCGCAGGAUGCCGCGGGAGGCCGAGCGCCCUGCGCGGGGGGGCCGCCGCGGCCGCCGCCCCAGGCUCCUGGGGAUGCUGCCGGCUGCCCUGCACCUCCCCGCGUGACCCAGCAGAGGAUGGAAGUGACCGGCAUCAGCUGGGCAAGGGACCCUUCGCCAGGUGCUGGGAUGUCGUCCCCCUGAAGAUGGGAGUUACAAAUGGGCUUGUGAACUGCACGUGCGGCACAGGCGCCUGCGCUGCCAGGCCCCUUGCGCAGUAGUCCAGGGCCACUGCAGGACACGCGGACGUCAGCCACCGCAGCUCAUCCUGUUAACUUCUCUGUGUAACCGUACGUGGAAAAGCUUCCCUUCGCUUCCUGUGAAUGAUGGUUGCGGGUGCCCGAUCCCCGCACACCACUGCGGAGCUCCCUGCCUGCUGGCAGGGUGGGCGGCAAACUGUGCGUGUCCCCUCUCCCCAGUGAGACCGGCGGCAGCCGAGCACGGAGCCGUGCAGGUCUGUCCCCGGGGACAAAUGCCAGCUGCCAGACUCUUCUCUGGAGACCCAGGAGCAGCCUGCGAGGCACCAGCACUGACUGCUCCCGCACCAGCAGCGGGCGGUCCGGGACGCCUGUCACAGAUGUGACUCCAGCCUGCUGGGACAGGAGUGCUCCAGCUGCGGGACACGGCAUGCAGCAGGGAUGGGGAUGCUCUGCGUUGACCUGUGUGCCCCGUGCUGCUAGCGUGGACUUUCCUCCUCCUCUUCCCUAAAGGAUGCUAAUUGCCUGUCCAAAAGCUACUGCUCAUGCAGCCUCCUAGAGUGCAAUGGCGAAGGGUCUGCAGGGCUUCUCGUGGACCAUGCUGCUGCUGUUCUGCGCCAUCCAGGAGCUGGGGGCCUGGGCCAUGCACACUGCGGUGGAGGGACCCGGCCUAGGGCAGCCAGGGGACCCUGCACUGCUGGCCAGCGGGCGAGUGAAGCGUGGCUGGGUCUGGAAUCAAUUCUUUGUGGUGGAGGAGUACACGGGCACGGAGCCGCUGUAUGUGGGGAAGAUCCACUCGGACUCGGAUGAGGGGGACGGCUCCAUCAAGUACACUAUCUCCGGGGAGGGCGCAGGGACUAUCUUCCUCAUCGAUGAGAUGACAGGUGACAUCCAUGCCACUGAGCGCCUGGACCGGGAGCAGAAAACCUUCUACACGCUGCGGGCUCAGGCUCGUGACCGGCAGACGGACCAGCUGCUGGAGCCCGAGUCUGAGUUCAUCAUCAAGGUGCAGGACAUCAACGACAGCGAGCCACGGUUCCUGGAGGGGCCCUACAUCGGCAGUGUGGCUGAGCUGUCCCCCAUCGGCACCUCUGUGAUGCAGGUGAUGGCAUCUGAUGCUGAUGACCCCACGUACGGGAGCAGUGCCCGGGUAGUCUACAGCGUGCUGGAGGGCGAGCAGCACUUUACUGUGGACAGUAAAACAGGUGUGAUCCGGACGGCCGUGGCUGACCUGGACCGUGAGACGCAGGACCGGUACGAGGUGGUGAUCCGUGCAACGGACAUGGCAGGACAGCUGGGUGGCUUGUCUGGAUCCACCACAGUCACCAUCGUAGUCACCGAUGUCAAUGACAACCCGCCACGCUUCCCUCAGAAGAUGUAUCAGUUCAGCAUUGUUGAAACUGCCCCUGUGGGCACUGCCAUCGGGAGGGUGAAGGCAGAGGACUCCGACGUCGGCGAGAACACGGACAUGACGUAUCAGGUGAAGGAUGAGGAGGGGGUGGAGAUGUUCAAAGUCACCACGGACAGCAAUACCCAAGAGGCUGUCAUCAUGGUGCAGAAGCCUCUUGACUACGAGUCGAAAAAAGUGCACACUGUCGUGGUGGAGGCCCUCAACAAGUUCGUGGACCCACGGUUCGUGGAUCUGGGCACCUUCCGGGACCAGACCAUUGUACGGGUCUCGGUGCUGGAUGUCGAUGAGCCCCCUGAGUUCCGGCCCCCCUCCAACCUGAUGGAGGUCCAGGAGGAUGCCCACAUUGGCUCUGUUGUGGGGGUGGUCACCGCCCUUGACCCAGACACAGCGAACCAUCCUGUCCGGUACGCCAUUGACCGCAGCACAGACACAGAGAGGAUCUUUGACAUCGAUGCCAACACAGGUGCCAUUGUGACAGGAAAGGUCCUGGACCGGGAGACGGCAGGGUGGCACAACAUCACUGUCCUGGCGAUGGAAGCAGAUAAUCACUCUCAGGUGUCGAGAGCCUCUCUCCGUAUCCGUAUCCUGGAUGUGAAUGACAAUCCGCCCGAGCUCGCCACCCCCUAUGAAGCUGCCGUGUGUGAGGAUGCCAAGCCAGGCCAGCUGAUCCAGACAAUAAGUGUUGUGGACCGUGAUGAGCCUCAGAGCGGCCAUCGUUUCUACUUCACGCUGGCACCUGAAGCCACCAACAACUACCAUUUUUCUCUGCUGGAUAUUAAGGACAACACAGCUGCGGUGCACACACAAAGAAUGGGCUUCAAUCGCCAGGAGCAAGAUGUGUACUUGCUCCCCAUUCUGGUGGUGGACAGCGGCCCCCCAGCCCUCAGCAGCACAGGGACUCUGACCAUCCGCAUCUGCGGCUGUGACAGCAACGGGGCCAUCCAGUCCUGCAACAGCACAGCCUACGUCGUAUCAGCUACGCUGAGCCCCGGCGCCCUCAUCGCGCUGUUGGUGUGCAUCCUCAUUCUGGUCGUGCUGGUCCUUCUGAUCCUCACGCUGAAGCGACACCACAAAAGCCACCUGACAUCCGAGGAUGACGAGGACAUGAGGGACAAUGUCAUCAAAUACAACGACGAAGGGGGUGGUGAGCAGGACACAGAGGCCUAUGACAUGUCAGCCCUGCGCAGCCUCUACGACUUCAGUGAGAUCAAAGGCGGUGACGGAGGCGGGGGGCUGGGAGAUGGGGGCCUGAGUGGAAACCUGGCUUCUGAGCUCCGUGCCCUCCCGCAGUGGGUGCAGAGCCCGGACCUGGACUUCUCCGUGUUCAGAGACUAUAUCUGCAAGAAGGUGGAGCAGGCAGACGAGGACCUCUCCGUGCCACCCUACGACUCGUUCCAGACCUACGCCUUCGAGGGCUCGGACUCCCCUGUGCCCUCCCUGAGCUCCAUCAACACCUGGUCCAGCGGCUCGGAGCAGGACUUCUCCUACCUGGGGGGCUGGGGGCCGCGUUUCCGGCAGCUGGCAGCGCUCUACGCUGGGCGCAGGGGCGAGGAGGACAGCGAAGAGUCCUAGCCAUCCCGCUAACCCCCUGCAAGGCUCCCGGCACCUCCUGGACCGGGGCUCUGUGCUGCAAGGGGACAGCGUGUGCCUCCGGCCGGGUUCCACAGCUGCCAGAGAGGGGCUGUGCCGAGGGGCCAGGGAGCACUGGGUGAUGUGCUCCUCCGAUGCUGCCUCCUGUUCCGGGCACCUCUGCACCCGCAUGGUGAGGCUGGAGUGCCCAAAGGAGCCACUGUGGUCAUCGUCAUCUCCUUAAUACCAGUCUCCAUUAAAGCACUACACAUUAAUUUAAGAAAGAGCAAAUCUAAUUCAAGAGAGUUUGGAGGGGGUUUCUCCCCCACAAAUUAUCAUUUAAAUAGAUCUGUUCAGUGAGCCCAGUUUAGGAGAGGAAAAGCAAACCGGGAGCCUUUUGUUGUCUAAAUUGUUUUUGUCACUUGAGUCAGAGCAUUUGAAGUGCUUUGAUUUCUUUAAGAGCUUUCUUUGCAGAGGGAAGCAAGCUUUUAACUUCUGUUCAGCUUUUUUCCCCCUUAAGUUUGCUCGCUUUUUGGAGUCGUCCUUUUCUCUGCAUGUGGGCUCCUCGGCAGGGCCCAGCUGCUGGCACGGCAUCGGAGGGAGCGUGCCACACUGGGGAUGUGCGUGCUGGAUGCGGGCUCCAAGGUCACGUCCUGCACAGAGCAACCCUGCACGGGAGUUCACUUCAAAACACACUUUGCCUCUAAGCUGCAAUUGCUUCGCCUCUCAGUUCUGAGACCUUUCUUGUGGUUAUCAAAGAUGCCUGUGAUUCGAAGGGGCUCUCCCUCCCUGCACAGCGGAUGUUGUCAUCGAGGUCCCGACGUGCCCCACGGCCCCGGUGAUGGACGGGGACAUCCCACCCGCCGCCGAGGCACGGUGCUCUGGUCUGAGGUGCAGAGCAGCCGCAGUGCUGGGGAGCGCUGUCAGUGGCACUCCCGGGGUCUGCUCUGCUUACACCUAGCUGACAGCAAAGCAUCACGGUUGGCGAUAGAAAAGCCAUCCCCAGGACAUGUGUGUGAGGCCAGAUCCUGUUGGUGCUGUCACACGGCUGAGCUGGUUGCUGUAGGCUGGGCAGCGGGUCUGUGACACCUCAGGGUACCCGGGGUGUCGUCCCCCCCCCAGCACAGUGCCCCGCAAGAGCUCCUGCAGCAGGGCUGCCCGUGCCAUUGCUCCUCGGGCUGCAGGUGAUGCUGGAGGAAAGCGCUCAGUGCCCUGCACCUUUCCAGCCUGCUGACUUCCCCCCACGGUAAACUGAGCAGCACGUUGAGCAACGCCCGCGGGCAGCUUCUCAGGCCAUGCUGGCUAGUGCAGCUCCUUAUCUGUUAAUGCUGGGAAAAAAAAAAUCAGUUAUAUCAUUGAUAGGUAACCGAUAAGGUUUCCCAAGGCCUGACACAUCCUGGGCUUGUCAUUGGGUUUGUCCUUUUAGUUUAGCCACAGAUAGUGUUUACUCUCCUUGGAGAAGGUUUAACUGUAAAUGUACAUGCGUGUUCAUUUUUUACUGUGUUUUGCUUCCCGGCUGCUGGUGUUGGUCCUUUGGCUCAGCGCGAGCCCUGACAGCAGAGGGGCAGGACACGUCUUUGCCACGACUCCUGCCCUCGGCUGCUCCUGCCCGCUGCUGCCGCGUCCGCCCACGCGGGAGCCGCAGCUUGGCUUUCGCGCUGGGACCGGGAGCUGCUCGCUUCUCAGGGUCUCUCCAGUCUCCCCCAAGGAGGUGGCGGGCGCCCCGCUGCCGGCACCCGCACCCCAGCGUGCUGCUGGUUCACUGUGACGAUGCCGGGGAGGCAGCGGGGCCAACAGGCUCCUUCCCACUGGCCCUCGAGCGCUGGUUCUGGCCAGGUGAUGCCCCGGAGCAGGAGAAUGGAGCAAGCCCUCUCUUUCCUCAGGAACGUGUUCGUGUUUUCCCUCAGCCUCCAGGCUGAAGAGCUGUGCCCGAGCCCCUCCGGAGCUGGCCCUUCCUCUAGCAAAAGUGUUGUGCAAUAGCAGGGCUCUGUCCGUAGGAGAUGGGGUCUGACAGGGUACGUGUUUAGCAACCCUCCCACCGGGUUUUUCCCCAUCCCUGACCAGCCAGUCCCCCCCAACGCGCAUGCACGCACGCUUGCGUUUUAAUUUCUAUCCCACAUGUAAAUACGGGAGGAGCGUGGUGCCGAGCGAGCCGGCCGUUCCGCGCGGCGCUGCCCCGCACUCCCUGCCCACCCGCACCCGGCAGAGGAGCUGGCAGCUGCCACAGCGUCUGAUGGAGUCACUUUGGUUUUCUUUCUCUACCCAAAUGAAAUUAGGAGGUUGAUUUCCUCACCCUUGUUAUUUUUUCAAGGUCUUUCUAGGACCUGGAAAUAAAUUAUUUCCUUGUCGUCUA